This is a messenger RNA of Meriones unguiculatus (Mongolian gerbil), 4805 nucleotides long. Its product is annotated as zinc finger protein 14 homolog. Bases 3081 to 4661 code for a protein of 526 amino acids. The transcript is spliced from 5 exons. Gene Ontology annotation, biological process: regulation of transcription by RNA polymerase II. The record is from RefSeq and is a predicted model, not a curated record. Gene Ontology annotation, molecular function: DNA-binding transcription factor activity; RNA polymerase II cis-regulatory region sequence-specific DNA binding. Lineage: Eukaryota; Metazoa; Chordata; Mammalia; Rodentia; Muridae.
CGCGGGGGCGGCGCGGGUUGCCUUUGCGCCGGCCUGGGAGCUGUGCAGUCGGUGCGGCCGAGUGGACGCCGGGUCCCCGCCGCGCCCCCGUCUUCCCGCUGCAGGGCCCAGGGGCCCAGCAUGGCCCCGCGUUCCGAGCCUGAGCCCCAGGGUGACGGCCCCCGAACAAAAAGCCAGCAGGGCCGGGCGGCUUUGUCUGCGCCCCGGAGAGGCUGCCGCCCCGUCCUUCCCCGGUGUGCGGUGGGCCGCGGCCGCGGGCCCUGCACCUUCCCCAUCGUGCUUUCUCCCGGUCCUGCUCGUCUUCGGGAAGGCGCGGGAACAAGCGGAGGAAAUGAUUGUUGUUGCAUACUGUUAUACAUGUGGGAAAAAAAAUUACCCAGCCAGUCACAGGUUUCUUUUUAAUUAAAAAAAGAAUCAUUUUUAAUUUUCCUUUUUAAGUAUAUGGGUUUUGCCUGCUUUUAUGUCAGUGCUCUGCUGUGUGUGGCUGGUGCCUGAGGAGGCCCGAAGAGGGCACCAGAUCCUCCGGAACUGGAGUUACAGCAGCUGUGGAGGUGCUGGAGAGCAAACCUGGGUCCCCUGCAAGCGCAGCCAUCACCCUAUCUGCUGAUCCAUUGCUGCGUUUCAGUCUGCAGCUUUCUUACCUGUGAGGCUUGCUUUGUUAGUUGUUUUUUUUUUAACCCACGCUGAUCUCAAAUCUGUGGGCAAUUCUCCUGCCUCAGCCUCUAGGCUGUGGUGUGUGCCACUGUGUCCAGCCGGGGUAGCAUUUACUCUUCCGUUAAUCUGUCUCUUCUGAUCCUAUCGCAGCAGCUGCAGCUGUCCCAAACCGAAAUCACCAGUCCUCUUCAAAGCCUUCUGUCUGGAGGCUCGAGCCGUAGCUCGCUGGAGCCGUAGCUCGCUAGCAUAGAGCAAGGCUGGAUUUGUCACCAGCGCUUGCAGGGACUGGGUAGGGAGCUUACAAAAGAGCCCUUUCCCCUUUAUCCAUCACAUUCUAACUGUUCCUGUGCAGUUCCCAUACUCAGUGUCAAUCAAGGUUUUGUAGCAGGAUACAGGCUCUUCCUGGUUAAUCUCACGCUUUGACACCAAAGUGACCUCUUAACCUGCUGCUUUGGCCUGCUGCCUCAGUGACCAGUGGGGGUAGUUUCUUCCCACAUUCUUCCUCCCUAGCCAGCUUUAGCUUACUGGCACAGCCAUAUCUAAUAGGAACAGCAAAAAUCAUAAAGCCCGCACAGUUGCUUGACAGAGGUCCAGCAAGGCCGAGCCACGUGUUGCUACUGCUCUCUCGCCGGUUUUCACUUUUGGUCUUGAUCUCCACGUGUUGCAUGCUUGGGAGCUUUUAAUAUUUGUACAACUUGGGGAUGUUGGAGCGAUGGGAGAUUUCUGUGGCUCAAUUACGCCUUCUCCCAGGAGUACUGCUUCUGCGCUUCCCCAGGGAACCCCAAGCCUACUACCCUUCCUGCUUUAGGGAAGUGGCUCAGGAGGCCCUACUUGAAGGCCUCCCUCGUGCUCUGGAGGUUGUGACUCAUAAAGAUGCCAGAGACCUCCUCAUGAGGCCCCUGCUCCAAGACAGUCUGGAAACAUCUGCCUCCGUACUUACCCAGGAACAGGAUAGUCGAAACAGGGUAAACUUAAAAAGGUAAACAAGAUUUGGUGGGCUAGAGGAGUCGGCAGCAGAUCAGAUCACAAGCCUCUUCCUACGCGGCACAUCGGAUUGGGGGAUGCAAAUGCUUUACUUCUCAAGGAAAAGCUAGAACAACAAAGUUAGGUUGGCGGAGUUCUCUCUGCCCUACACUGGGUCUUUUAUGCUGAUGGACGAAGAAUGGUGUGGAUAAAGAAAAUAGAAAAAAGUGUUAAGACCACCCCCUUUCCUAGAAAAGUUAGCUGGGGCAGGACCACUGUGGUGUUGUAUGACCAAGGAACAAAAGAAUACUGAUUAGACAUAUUAAGGGAAUAAGUCUUUCUGCAGCAGCCCUUGGUUCUCAGACCAAGAGACUUUGGAUUUGGGUAACUGGGAUGGAGUCGGGAGAGAUAGUCAGGUCUGGUAUCAAGAAUGUGGACCUGAAGCUACGCCAGUUGAGACUUUUUUAUUGGAAUGUGCUUACACAGGCUUUGGGUCCUGAGAAACCACAUACUUUGCCUUGUCCUUCAGCUGCUCCACGUGAGAACACUCCAUUAUUGAAUAACAAGCCCCAAAAUAAGUCUUCCAGUACAUUCCCUGUUUCUGAUAAAGUAUUCAAAAUUGAAGAAAAGAAGGAGGAAGAUGAGCCUCUCUCCCCUGAUGAGGAAGCAGAUUUGGAGAAUGGGUUGCAAAGUAUCACAAUCCAGAUUGGCCUUCUUGAACCUCCAAGACUCUGUCCUAAUUUACCAAGCCUAAACAAGGACGAGUAUUGUUGCUUCUUCAGUAGGAUUUACAGGAGGUCCUAAGCAAGCCCGUCAAUUGGAGGGCAGCUUGGAUGCUUCCCCGUCUUCUUUAACAGUGAAUGGGGCGAGGCACCCUCAUGGAAGGCCAUGUCUUAUAAAGGCCAUCUUAAGCAGGCCGCUGCAGAUGAUGGCCCUCCCUCUCCACAUACAAUCAUUUAGUAGGAAGAUGACCCCUAUGAUUGGUUUCGGGUUGCUAGGUCAUGUUUCUCUGGAGGGAACUUUUAUUAAGUGAAAUAUGAGGCUAACUGAGGUUGCUUCUCAAAAAAUUGCCAAAACGUGAAUGAGAGUGCCCAUGGAUGGGCUAAUGGGACCUGGGGACUGGACUUUGGUGUUGACCUCAGUCACAGCUGACUGCUUAGCUGUUGCUGCAUGGAGGCUCCCCUCCGCCGAGGCUGCAGGCUCAGCUGAUAGAGGCAAAAGGCAGGUGAACCUUGGAAGCCUUCCGGACCUGGUUGACGGGCGCAGUACAUAAACCUGCCCCACAAGGUGGCGCUGCACAGAAUCAAGCAGUUGCCCUUCGAGAACCUGAACCUAUUGCUGGACCUUGCUGAGACCACUUAGAGAAACAGCAGGUCGCCUGUGGAGCUUUGUUUGUCUGGACCCCACAGUUUUGCAUGGAGAAAUAUUGAAAAGAGCUGACCAGUUCCUGCAGUCCUGACACAAUGGCCCUGGCCCAGAUGUCGGUGACGUUCAGGGAUGUGGCUGUGGACUUCUCACAGGAAGAGUGGGAGUUCCUGGACCCUGCCCAGAAGAGCCUGUACAGGGACGUGAUGUGGGAGACCUACAGCAAUUUCCUCUCGCUGGCAGGACCUUCCAUUUCUGAGAGAGAGAUGAUUGCCUUACUGGGUGAAGGAGGGAAGGAGCCUGAGGUGGCUGUAGAAGGGAGAAGACACUGUCCUGGUCUGGAGUCCCGAUUCAAGACAUCCUCGUCCUCAGACCGGGACGUUUACGAAGUACGUUCAUUGAAGUGGGAGUUGGUGGAGAAAAUGAAAGGCCUCACCCCGCAGGCUUCUGGCCUGGGACGCGACUGGGACUGUGAGAGCGGGGCUGAGCGGCAGGGGCAGCCGCGGGAGGGCGGCCUCGCGCAGUUGAAAACGACCCCCGAGCAGGCCCCGCUGGCAGAGCGCGGCCUCCUGUCCGGGUGUCGGAGGGCGGGGAGCGGGGAGAGGGCGCACGCGUGCGCGGACUGCGGCAGGACCUUCGUGCGCCGCUCGACGCUCAGCCAGCACGUGAGGGUGCACACGGGCGAGAAGCCGUACCGCUGCCGGGACUGCGGGCAGCCCUUCCGGCAGCGCGCGCACCUGCUCCGCCACCGGCGGCUGCACACCGGGGAGAGGCCGCACGCCUGCGCCGACUGCGGCAAGGCCUUCGCCGUGCCCCAGGAGCUCGCGCAGCACCGGCGGCUGCACACCGGGGAGAAGCCGUACGCCUGCGCGGCCUGCGGCCGGGCCUUCCGGGUGCACCAGCAGCUGGCCCGCCACCAGCGGGUCCACACCGGGGAGAGGCCGUACGCCUGCGCGGCCUGCGGCCGGGCCUUCCGCCAGGGCACGCACCUCGCCCGGCACCGGCGGCUGCACGCCCCCGGCAGGCCGCCCCGCUGCGCGGGCUGCGGCCCCGACCCGCGCGUCCCCCGGGAGAGCCACCCGGGCGCCAGGCCCCACGCGUGCGCCGACUGCGGCAAGGCCUUCCGCGCGCGCCGGCAGCUGGCCGCGCACCGGAGCGUGCACACCGGCGAGAGGCCGCACGCGUGCGCCGACUGCGGCAGGGCCUUCCGCCUGCGCCAGCAGCUGCUGCGCCACCGGGGCGUCCACGCCCGCCAGAGGCCCCACGCGUGCCCGGAGUGCCGGAAGGCCUUCGGCAGCGCCUCGCAGCUCGCCGCCCACCGCAGCGUGCACGGGGGCCGGCGGCCCCACGCCUGCGCCGACUGCGGCAAGGCCUUCCGCCUGCCCUCGCAGCUCGCGCAGCACCGCAGCGUGCACACGGGCGAGAAGCCCCACGCCUGCGCCGACUGCGGCAAGCCCUUCCGCCUGCCCGCGCAGCUCGCGCAGCACCGCAGCGUGCACACGGGCGAGAAGCCGCACCGCUGCGGGGACUGCGGCAAGGCCUUCCGCCUGCACUCGUUCCUCGCCCAGCACCGGAGGGUGCACACCGGGGAGAAGCCGUACCGCUGCGCGCGCUGCGGCCGGGCCUUCCGCCAGCACUCCCACCUCACCCAGCACCACAGGACCCACAGCGCCGCCUAGCCGCCCUCGGCCUGCUUCAGGCUAGAAGACUGCCGCGCUGGGGCCUCCCUCGCUCCGCGGCUCGGGGCGCCGGCAGACCCCUGCGAAGAACAGCCCGAGGGCCGCGGAGACUCACCUGCUUCCUUUGCUCCAGCUGCUCCCUUC